This is a messenger RNA of Anopheles merus, 3808 nucleotides long. RefSeq names its product alkaline phosphatase 4-like. Gene Ontology annotation, molecular function: alkaline phosphatase activity. The transcript has 3 exons. Bases 809 to 2533 code for a protein of 574 amino acids. The record is from RefSeq and is a predicted model, not a curated record. Lineage: Eukaryota; Metazoa; Arthropoda; Insecta; Diptera; Culicidae. Gene Ontology annotation, biological process: dephosphorylation.
AAACAACCACGUUUGAAAGAACGAGAGUGUGCUGUGGCAGCGUGCUGCACACGUGAGCAUAUUUGAGCCAACCUUCGAAAGAGAGCGAAAUUUCGACCCGUCCUCCACGGGCCGUCGUUCGGUACCGAUUGUCAAGACAUGAUUGCUUAUUGCCCUCCUCUUCUUAUCUCGUCUGUUUGUUCGCGUUCCCUUCAAUCACCUCUCCCCUCUACCCUACGCUCGGAAACCCUUCAUACCUAACCGUGCACGAUCGUGGCCCAUUCCUCACACCCCUUCCAGCUGCAUCAACAGCGACCGAGAGAACCGUGCUCGCCAGCACCAGCAGCAGCAGCAGCAGCUCACAUACAUGCUCUAGGUACGUAGUGAGGGUUUCAGUAUUUAAGCACGAUCGGGCCCACGAGAAGGUCAGCAGACAGCAUUCGGCGAUCGUUUCGGGCGGCACCUCCGAUCGGACGCAGUGAAAGUGUGCGCCUCGAAUUCGAGCAGACGUACACAAAACACACCUGCCGGGGGCUGCCGUAGCGUUUCGGUGCGUUUGUUGGUGGGCCAAGAUCAAAACCAAGCGACACGUUGAACGGGCUAGACUGACGCCGCAGUACCGAUCGGAACCCGAUCAGUUGUAUUCGAACGAUGUGCAACGGUGUGGUAUUAGUUUAGGUUCGCUUCUUGAACGGUGAAAGUGUUCUGCAAACCGGUGAAAUAUAGCUAUCAUCAAUAGUGAUAGCCUAUAUUCAAACACUUUCAAUUGGACGCAUUCCACACGGUUGGUGCUCGUUUUAUACCUUUGGUUCCUGGACAAAUUGUCAUCAUGGCGUCGUGUUUGCGGUUUGCAUCGGUCCGGUGCGUGUUAUUGCUGUUAAGUGGCCUUUUGUUCGUCCUAAUCUGUGAUAUUGAUCGUGCACAGGGUGCUUCCGUAUACAAAUCACCUAAUCUCGACGACGCUCGCUUUUGGCGACGCAAUGCCGAAACCUACCUCAAGAAAGUACUGAUGUACGAUGAAAACCGUCGUAUGAUACCGUCAGUGGCGAAGAACAUCAUCAUCUUCGUGGGCGAUGGAAUGGGCAUUGCCUCACUAUCAACCGGGCGCAUCUUUAAGGGCCAGCGGGCUGGUCGGUCGGGCGAGGAGGAACAGCUCAGCUUCGACAACUUCCCCAACACUGGUAUGUCGAAAACGUACAAUACCGACAGACAGGUACCGGACUCUGCCGGUACAGCCACUGCCAUGUUCUCAGGUGUCAAGACAAAGUACGGCGUGCUGGGAGUGGACUACACGAUCACCGAGACGAACUUGGAGGCGGCCAAAUUGCCCUCGUUUAUGGAUUGGGCACAGGAGGAAGGCAAGCGAACGGGUAUUGUGACCACGACGCGCGUCACUCAUGCUACGCCCGCCGCUUGCUACGCUCACUCGAUUAAUCGAAACUAUGAGUGUGGGGCUAAAAUUCCAGUACAUUUGAAGAAUCGCAUCAAGGACAUCGCUCGCCAGAUGAUGGAGGAUGCACCAGGGAAAAAUCUGAACGUCGUGUUGGGUGGUGGCAGGAACCAUUUCGGUGCAUCGAUGCCAAACCAUCUUAAGCCGGAGUAUCAAUUCCAAGGAGCGAUGGAGAAAACUUGCAUGCGAACCGAUGGACGCAACUUGGUGGAGGAAUGGAAGCUACGCUGGAACGGCACGAAUGCUGCGUACGCGUGGAAAACCUCCGACCUGAGAGCAGUCGAGCUGGAUAAGGUUGAUCAUCUACUGGGGCUGUUCAAUGACGAUCAUUUGAGCUACGAUACGGUGCGCGAUCGUACUCCCGAUGGCGAGCCCUCGCUGAGUGAGAUGACGGAGGCAGCAAUCAAGGUUCUACAGCGGCCAGAUUCCGCAGGGUUUGCUCUAAUGGUUGAAGGCGGCCGAAUUGAUCACGCACAUCAUCAAAACCAUGCCCAUCUAGCACUGGCCGAGGUGGUGGAGUUAGAUAAAGCAGUAGAAACUGCGCUCAAAUUGGUAGAUCUAGACGAAACGCUCAUUAUCGUAACGGCGGAUCAUUCACAUGCGAUGACCUUCAACGGCUAUCCAGAUCGAGGAAACGAUAUUCUAGGCUUUGGCAAUCGACCGAACGCGACUCCCUACGAAACGAUAACCUACGCAAACGGACCAGGCUUCCUGCAGCAUCGCUGGAACUCUAGCCUGCUGAGCGAGGAGUCGACCGACUGGGCGACGUGGAUUAAGCUGAAUCAACUCAACCGGAGUGAAGUGACUUACAAGCAUCUCUCCGCGUUCCCGCUGCCGGAUGAAACGCACGGCGGCGAAGAUGUGGCCGUGUUUGCAUCCGGCCCCGGUGCUAAUCUUGUACGCGGCACGUUCGAACAAAACUACAUUGCGUACGUCAUGAGUUACGCCGGGUGUAUGGGACCGGCAAAACGGUUUAACCUUGCCUGCGACGAUGAUUUUCCUCGUACAGCAGCCGAAGCGUCUGGUGCUCAACGUGCCGUCAGCAGUAUUGUUCUAGUCAUUGCCUUCCUGCAUGCCAUGGUUAGUUUAGUAGGACGAAUGUAAAUUUUAAGAAUUAUCGUAUUGUAUCAAUUAGGUACUGUCGUUUAAGAUUAAGAUCGUAGAUGCUGGCGUCAAAAUCAUAGAAAUUUACCUAAAACACCAUCAAAUAUACAGAUUCGUUUCAAAUUGUAAGCGUAUUAUCAAACGAGUACGAUCAAUUGAAGCAGGAAUUGAAACAAACGUGGAAUAUCAUAAAGUGUAAAGCUUGUAUUAAUAAUUAAAAUUUUAAUACACAAGUCGGUUAUAAUGAUAAACAAUAGACAAAACAAUAUGAAGCCAGCUAUUUGUUUCUUCAAAUCAUUCAAUGCUAUUCCAAACAAGCUAAUUUUCUCUCCGUAACAGUAUGAACUAGUACGCUUCACAAUGUUUAUCAUUUGCUUUUCUGCUUCACUCCUUGACGGGAUUUCAUACACCUCUUUCACAAGACGUUGCGUUGGUGUUCUUUGAAAAUGAUGAUGAAACGAGGCGAGCUUCACCUAGAAAAGUCGAGCGUGUUCUUUAUCAUCUACUCCAAGCUCCUUGGGGACCCUGCUACACCAUUUAUCACAUGUCGCACUUCAUAAAUAAGGUACCAAGCGAUGCAAGAAAUGAAUGCACGCAACAGCCUGUUCCAUUGCAGCAUGGUACACCAAGCUGUAAGUAAAAAUUACGACACACAUCGUUUCUAGCGCAAUCGAGAUUAUUAUUAGGGUGAUGGUGCAUUGGCACUGACAUUAUGCGCAAGAGAAGAUGCUGGUGUUUUAUUUUACUCUACGCGUUGAAAACCAUCGUUAGCCUUCACCAUUCAUGCUUGGUGCAGCAGAGCUGAUUCCCCAUUCUUAUAGGGUUUCUCUGCGAAACCAUUUUCCAUUAUAUUACCUUUGCAGAAUCUAACGGAAAGACUCAUGGGAAGGAGGUGAUAGAGGGUGCAUAGUACACCACCGUUUACCUUCGUGACCCGUUCUGACAAGCUUAUUGUCGUGCAGGUUGUCUGAUAAGCAGGUGUUGUUAACUUUUAAUGAUGCUAGGGUGUAAGAGUGAAUGCGUUAAAAUGGGCGCUAAUUAUUCUAUUGCAAUGAAAUUAUCAUCCACGCAUUACGAUGAUAGGUGUAGCAGAAAGGCUAAUACUGCUAGAAAGGUAAUGUGUUGCACACUUCCCCAUGCUCAAUUUAAUGCAUAUUUGAUGUGAAAGGGACUUAUUAAUGGACAAUUUAUGUAAUAGAUAGGUGUCGGAUAUAUCUAUACAGAACUACGUGAUUUCACCUUUCAAUGUCAUUUUAUUUCAUUUCUCAGAUUCUA